This is a messenger RNA of Hyposmocoma kahamanoa, 883 nucleotides long. RefSeq names its product 26S proteasome non-ATPase regulatory subunit 8-like (gene Rpn12). Gene Ontology annotation, biological process: proteasome-mediated ubiquitin-dependent protein catabolic process. NCBI's taxonomy places the organism in Eukaryota, Metazoa, Arthropoda, Insecta, Lepidoptera, Cosmopterigidae. Gene Ontology annotation, cellular component: proteasome regulatory particle; proteasome regulatory particle, lid subcomplex; cytosol. The coding region runs from base 45 to 851 and encodes 268 amino acids. The transcript is spliced from 5 exons. The record is from RefSeq and is a predicted model, not a curated record.
CGUUUCAUGUUAAAACCAAAUUUUACUAAAUAAAUAAUCUCAUUAUGGCUUCGUUAAAAGAGGUGGCUACACUCUAUCAAAACCUGAAAACAGAAUGGAACAAAAAACCUCGUAAACUCGACAAAUGUGGCGAAUUAUUGAACAAAAUAAAGGUUGCUUUGACUCAGUUAACUUUCCUUCCGAGUAAUAAUAUGGCUGCCAAUCAAAAAGAAUUGAUUUUGGCAAGGGAUGUUUUGGAAAUCGGGGCACAAUGGGCUGUGGCCACAAAAGAUGUAAAAGCAUUCGAAAGAUACAUGUCCCAGCUGAAAUGCUACUAUUUUGAUUACAAGGAUCAUCUUCCGGAAUCUGCAUUUAUGUACCAACUGCUUGGUUUAAACCUGUUGUUCCUGCUUGCACAAAACCGUGUAGCUGAAUUUCACACAGAACUCGAACGUUUACCUGUUGAUGCAAUCAGACAAGAUCCAUAUGUCAGACAUCCACUUGCUCUAGAACAAUAUCUGAUGGAAGGAAGUUAUAAUAAAAUUUUCUUGGCAAAGGGUAAUGUCCCAGCAGAGAGUUACACAUUCUUUAUGGACACACUUUUGGACACUGUGCGUGGUGAAAUAGCCGCGUGCAUAGAGAAAGCAUAUCAGAGCAUCCCCUGUGCUGAAGCUGCUAGAAGAUUGAAUUUGCAGUCGCAGCAGGAUGUUUUGGAAUAUGGAAAAAAGCGUAACUGGGUACUGGGCUCAGACAACUGCUACCACUUCAACAUGGCUGGAGAGACCUGUGCUGCAUCCGCUGGCGUCUUCCCCUCAACGGAGCUUGCUGAACAGACCAUAGAGUAUGCUAAACAUCUUGAAAUGAUUGUGUAGACAGGCCUUUGUUUUGCAGUGUAGUAUCUAAC